AUGGUUAAGCAAGUCGAACAAGAAGAGGAGGAGGACAAGGAGCAGUGGGGCCUUUUGGAGAAGUCCUUCUCCGGCACAGCUGGGCAGAAGGGUCCCGAUCAUCAUCUUGAGGCCUACUUAAAUGAAAGGCUCUUUAACAAGAACAAGGAGGAGGAAGAAAUGAAAGAGAAAACUCGGGAGGAACAACUCUACGAGGUGCCAUCCAACCUGCAGGUCCCUGACGCAGCAGCAAGUCAGGUUGACAAGAUGAGUUGGGUGGCUGGCUUGGCAGAGGUCGCCCUGCCUGUCGAGUACAAGCUCAAGAAUAUUGAGGAGACGGAACGAGCGAAACGGGAGUACCUUUAUGGAGCAAGCGCCAACUCGAAGCCGGGUGCGGUUAUUGAGACGGAUGCAGUCACCCGAAAAGCUUUCGGAUCGAGGUUUGCCAAUGUGGGCAGCAAAGAUGACUCCAAG
Messenger RNA from Durusdinium trenchii, 453 nucleotides. The record is from the annotation of a GenBank genome assembly. Lineage: Eukaryota; Dinophyceae; Suessiales; Symbiodiniaceae.